Cheilinus undulatus (humphead wrasse) is the source of this 1525-nucleotide messenger RNA. It is a transcript of the gene msraa, whose product is annotated as methionine sulfoxide reductase A. The coding region runs from base 254 to 883 and encodes 209 amino acids. The record is from RefSeq and is a predicted model, not a curated record. Gene Ontology annotation, molecular function: peptide-methionine (S)-S-oxide reductase activity. Gene Ontology annotation, cellular component: cytoplasm. NCBI's taxonomy places the organism in Eukaryota, Metazoa, Chordata, Actinopteri, Labriformes, Labridae. Gene Ontology annotation, biological process: cellular response to oxidative stress. The transcript has 6 exons.
CUGCCUCGGAUUUGAAAAACAACAGAGGGAAAAAGUUCUUUAAACGGCUGAAACUCAGCGUCUGAAAGAGCUAUAAACAAAACAAGCGAUUUUCUCUUCCUGUGCGACAUUUGUGUUGGAGAUAUUGGACCUUGCCAGGAUUUCAGAGACAAACUCGACCACAUUUGCGGGAUAAGUUGACCUGCGAUUUUGACGACAUGAAAUGGUAUUUCUUGGCAGAGUGAAGCAACGACUCAGAACCGGACAAAGAUGAAUGUUUUACAAGGGGUCUACUAGAAGUCGAGACGAAGGCCAAGCGGGCGCCAAGCAAGCUAAACAUGAUGUGAACGGAAACCAGACUGUUCCACCGUUUCCUGAAGGGACAGAAAUGGUCAUGUUCGGUAUGGGCUGUUUCUGGGGAGCAGAGAGGAAGUUUUGGAGACAGAAGGGGGUUUAUUCCACUCAAGUGGGCUAUGCAGGCGGAUACACAGCAAACCCCACCUACAGGGAAGUCUGCACAGGUCGGACAGGUCACACAGAAGUGGUGAGAGUUGUCUUCCAUCCAGAGAAGAUCAACUUUGCCAACCUGCUCAAAGUUUUCUGGGAAAGCCAUGACCCGACUCAAGGGAUGAGACAGGGGAACGACGUUGGGACGACGUACCGAUCUGCCAUCUACACCUACACAAAGCAGCAGUUUGAGGAAGCUGUAGCCUCUAAAGAUCAAUACCAGAAGGUCCUCACAGAGGAAGGUUACGGCCCGAUUACUACAGAAAUAGCUGAAGACCAGACGUUCUACUAUGCUGAGGAUUACCACCAACAGUACCUGAGUAAAAACCCUGACGGAUACUGCGGAUUAGGCGGAACAGGAGUGUCCUGUCCAAUAGGAAUCAAGUCUAAGGCAUAGGCAGCCAAUCACAGCCAAGAAUCAUCUCCUCUCAGUUCAGUAAGGACGAAAGAUUGGCGUAAUUUGAAUUACGUUAACAGCAGACAGAGUGCAGCUUUGGGUUUAUUGUAUGAAAGUAUUUAAAAGAUCUUUAUUCAUUAAUUUCACAAACCUAGCUGAGUUAUUGCCUUGAUGUUAAAGAAGGUAGAUAACAACUAUAAAUCUACACAUCUUAGUAGUAAAACAGUUAACUUGUCAUAGCCAGAGCUCAUGAAGAUAUUAUGAGGCUACACUCCUUGAUAAAGCACUACAAUUUCAGGAUAGAUUUAUGAAAGUGGGAGAAAACGCAUGUCGGAGAGCUGUGUAGAACUACCAGGAUAUAAAGUAAACACAGAAAUGAAUAAAUUUUCUUGCCUCCAACUAAUUUUGCCUAGAAAGUUGUCAAAUUUGGCAAGUUAGGGGCAACAAUUUUACAGGUUUUUUUUUUUUUAGAUUUGUUGUAGGUUUAUUUUACUGAGAUUUUUGCAUUGCAUCUGCAAAAUAGAAACUAUAUUUUCAAAGCUCCUUUAGCUUUAUUCUGAUUAAGACAAGGUUGCUUUAAAGCUGGUGUGCUUGUUUGCCUUUUUUAGAAUGCGGAAAAAUAAAAACAUCACAAAAAUUAAA